Molecule: messenger RNA, 2519 nt
Organism: Rhododendron vialii
Lineage: Eukaryota; Viridiplantae; Streptophyta; Magnoliopsida; Ericales; Ericaceae
Product: transmembrane 9 superfamily member 8-like
Exons: 6
Coding region: 192-2210 (672 amino acids)
Biological process (GO): protein localization to membrane
Cellular component (GO): membrane
Source: RefSeq, a predicted model, not a curated record
CUCUCUCUCUCUCUCUCUCUCUCUCUGUAUUUUAACCCUCCAACUUGCAACGACUUGUUUGCCGUCCAAAACCAGAGCGAUCGAAAAAGAUAUAUGCGACUUCGAGAAGGAGAGAGAGAGAGAGAGAGAGAGAGUAAAGGCAGGCGAGCGUAACUGGAUCUAGAUCUUCCAACUUCUUCUGGCUGUGUAAAAUGGAGAUGAUGUCGACUCGAAGACCUCAUUUCGGAUUACACCUAUGGAUCUCCAUAUCUAUCAUUCUCUUCGUCCAAUCUCACUCCUUCUACCUCCCCGGUGUCGCUCCCGAAGAUUUCCAGAAGGGGGAUCUUUUGAAGGUGAAAGUGAACAAAUUGACCUCUACAAAAACACAGCUUCCGUACUCCUACUAUUCACUUCCAUACUGUCCUCCCGAGAAAAUAGUUGACAGUGCUGAAAAUCUGGGUGAGGUCCUUCGUGGCGAUCGUAUUGAAAACUCUCCCUAUGUGUUUAAAAUGAGAGAACCUCAAAUGUGCAAUGUUCUAUGCCGUGUAACACUUGAUGCAAAAACUGCCAAGGCAUUCAGGGAAAAGAUAGAUGAUGAAUAUCGCGUGAACAUGAUUUUGGAUAAUCUUCCUCUCGUUGUUCCCAUUAGAAGGAUGGAUCAGGAAUCAGCUAUUAUUUAUCAACACGGCUUUCAUGUUGGCCUGAAAGGACAUUAUACCGGAACCAAGGAAGAGAAGUACUUCAUCCAUAACCACUUGGCAUUCACAGUAAAGUUUCACAAGGAUCCACAAACAGAAUCUGCGAGGAUUGUUGGGUUUGAAGUCAAACCAUUCAGCAUUAAGCAUGAAUAUGAAGGCAAAUGGAGUGACAACACCCGUUUAGCAACCUGUGAUCCCCAUGCAAAACGUUCGGUUACCAACUCAGAAUCUCCUCUAGAGGUUGAAGAUAAGAAGGAAAUUAUCUUCACGUACGAUGUUGAUUUUCAAGUAAGCUCCUCGAUCUCAUACUUCAAGAAAAUAACAUCCCUGUUAAUGUUUUCUUACAAUUGUCUUGCCUCUUCUUCCACUAUACAGGAAAGUGAUGUGAAAUGGGCUUAUAGAUGGGAUACCUAUCUUCUAAUGGCCGAUGAUCAAAUUCACUGGUUCUCAAUUGUCAAUUCAUUGAUGAUUGUCCUUUUCCUCUCUGGAAUGGUAGCAAUGAUCAUGCUGCGUACAUUGUACCGUGAUAUUUCCAAGUACAAUCAGUUAGAAACCCAGGAAGAAGCCCAAGAAGAGACAGGCUGGAAAUUGGUUCAUGGGGAUGUUUUCAGACCACCCACAAACUCAGAUCUCCUGUGUGUUUAUGUUGGGACAGGUGUCCAGUUUUUCGGAAUGAUACUUGUCACUAUGAUGUUUGCCGUUUUUGGGUUUCUGUCUCCUUCAAAUAGAGGUGGUUUGAUGACAGCCAUGCUUCUGCUGUGGGUAUUCAUGGGCCUAUUUGCCGGGUACUCUUCUGUCCGCCUUUACAAAAUGUUCAAAGGAACCGAAUGGAAGAAAAUCGCCCUCAGAACAGCUUUCCUGUUCCCGGGAUCUGUAUUUGCUGUUUUCUUCGUAUUGAAUGCUCUAAUUUGGGGGGAGAAAUCCUCAGGAGCCGUUCCCUUUGGAACUAUGUUCGCUCUGGUGGUUUUAUGGUUUGGCAUUUCAGUCCCACUUGUUUUUGUUGGAGCUUACGUAGGGUUUAGGAAACCAGCACCUGAGGAUCCAGUGAAAACUAACAAAAUCCCAAGGCAGAUUCCAGAACAGGCUUGGUACAUGAACCCAGCUUUCUCUAUCCUUAUUGGUGGCAUACUUCCAUUUGGAGCCGUAUUCAUUGAGCUCUUUUUCAUUCUCACCUCAAUCUGGUUGCAGCAAUUCUACUACAUUUUCGGAUUUCUCUUCAUCGUGUUCGUCAUUUUAAUAAUUACGUGCGCCGAGAUUACAAUUGUGCUAUGCUAUUUCCAGCUGUGCAGUGAGGACUACCUUUGGUGGUGGAGAUCGUAUCUGACUUCUGGAUCUUCGGCUCUAUACCUGUUCUUAUAUGCUGCUUUCUACUUCUUCACAAAGCUUGAGAUUACAAAACCGGUUUCUGGGGUCUUGUACUUUGGGUACAUGCUGAUUGCCUCCUAUGCUUUCUUUGCACUCACCGGAACAAUUGGUUUCUAUGCAUGUUUCUGGUUCACAAGGCUCAUUUACUCAUCGGUGAAGAUUGAUUAAGUUGUGCAACCAGAAGGGUAUUAUCUCACGUUGAAGGCUUCAGUUUUGAAACCUUCAACAAUAGAAAUUCUCUCUUUUUGUUUCCUAUAAACUUCUUGAUACGGGUACUUUGGAUGUGUCGUAGUUCUCCUUUCUGUUUAGUUUCUGUUUUUCUUGUUUCGCUGUCACUCUGAAUUGAGGCAUUUUGGAGGAUGCUCAAGCAAGAUCCCUGUUAUCAUUAGCUACCUAUUCUAGAAUGGAUGAAGGAUUUUUUGUAUUAUCAACAGGUAUUUUUAUAUUAAUUUUCGAAGGUAAUCUGUCCUGGAAAAA